ACACACACACUCCACUACACACACGUCUGUGGAUUACUCUCACUCUCUCAGUGUGUGUAUGUGUGUGUCUGGGGGAUUUUAACACCUGUACAGGUUCAGCAUCAGAAGAUAAGGAUGUAUAGAAGAUGAAGAGUGUGUGAGAGUGUGUGAGUGUGUGAGUGAGUGUGUGAGUGUGUGUGAGGGCUGGAGAAGGUUCUCCGUUCAGUGUUCAUUACACAGUUUGAUGAUCGUCGUGACCUGACGUGUAGUAACGGCGGUUUUGAGCUGAAGUAGACAUGAAGGCACGAUUCUGGUGCAGGAUCUCACUGGUCCUGACCAUUCUGAUCUUGACCUUGUACAGUGAUGUGGUUGAGGGUCAGCGGGCAGGUUGUAAGAAUGUCCACUACGACCUGGUGUUCAUCCUCGACACCUCGUCCAGUGUCGGCAAGGAGAACUUCGAGAAGAUCCGACAGUGGGUUGCCAACCUGGUGGAGUCGUUUGACGUGGGUGAGGAUAAGACUCGCGUGGCAGUGGUGCGCUACAGCGACCGUCCCACCACCGAGUUCAACUUGGCUAGGUACAAAACCCUAGAGGAAGUAAAAACAGCAGCCAGGAACAUCCGCUACCUGGGUGGCAACACCAAAACUGGAGAUGCUAUCAGCUACACCACCAACAACAUCUUCACCGUCCAGGCAGGAGCCAGACCUGCUGCCAGGGGCAUUCAAAAAGUGGCCAUUUUGCUAACAGACGGUAGGAGUCAGGAUUAUGUUCUGGAACCUUCCGUUGCGGCGGCCAGGGCCGGGAUCAGGAUGUUUGCCGUGGGGAUUGGCGAGGCGCUGAAAGAGGAGUUGGAGGAGAUUGGGGCCGAGCCAAAAAACGCUCACGUCUUCCACGUGACAGAUUUUGAUGCCAUUGACCGAAUCAGAGGCAGGCUGAGGCGGAGACUCUGUGAGAAUGUGCUGUGCCCGAACAUGAAGGUGCAAGCUGAACGCUUCAAGCCCAACAGCACGAGUGCCGGACAACAGGAAGUUCCAGGAUUUGACCUGAUGGAGUAUUUUAAUGUGAGAGAUGUUCUGGGAGAAAAGUCUGAACCUGGACAGAGCUCCUACGUCAGACUGGGCACCAUGCCUAUUGUACAGCAGACUGAGAACGUGUUUUCACAAGGCCUUCCAGAUGAAUACGCCUUCGUCACCACAUUCAAAUUCAGAAAGACUUCUAGGAGGGAGGACUGGUACCUGUGGCAGGUGUAUGACAAGUACGGCAUCCCUCAGGUUUCUAUCCGUCUGGAUGGAGAGAAUAAAGCGGUGGAGUACAACGCCGUGGGUCUGACCAGAGACGCGGUCCGAGCCGUGUUCCGCAGCCCCGACGUGGAAAACCUGUUCGAUAGAAACUGGCACAAGAUCGGCCUGAGCGUCCACUCCAAAUCCGUCUCGCUCUAUCUGGACUGCAAACACAUCCAGACUCUACCGAUCGAGGACCGUGAGGACAUCGACAUCCAGGGCAAGACCGUGAUCGGCAAGAGACUCUACGACAGCGUCCCCAUCGACUUCGACCUUCAGAGGAUGGUCAUCUACUGCGACUCUAAGCAGGUAGAGCAGGAGACAUGCUGCGACCUACCUGGAGGCCCUUGCCCUAAGCAGGUGGUCACUGAACCGACUCCGAUUUUAAUCCCGACUCCGACUCCUACGAGUGGAGAGCAGAAGAGUGGAGAACACACCGUUAACUGCUCCUGCACCGCAGGGGAGAGGGGUGAGACAGGUCUGCCCGGUGCUGAAGGCCCUAAGGGUGAAAAGGGAGAUCCGGGUCUUCAGGGUUCUCCAGGACCACAUGGACCCAGGGGCCAGAAAGGAGAACCUGGCAAGGCUCUCUCUAUCAAAGGAGAUAGAGGCGAGAAGGGGGACAGCGGAGAGCAGGGACAGCCUGGGGUCAGGGGUGACAAGGGGGAGAAGGGAUUUGAUGGCCUUCCGGGACUCACUGGGAAACCGGGAGACAAAGGAGACCAGGGUGAACCGGGUUCUGCUGGAGCUCGGGGGUUACCUGGACUGAUCGGACCACAGGGUAUCCAAGGUGAAGCAGGACACCCUGGACAACCUGGUCCCAAAGGUGUUUCUGGUGAUCCGGGCAAAAAAGGAGAAAAGGGAACAGCAGGAGACAGGGGUCUCCCAGGGUUAGAUGGUUUUCCUGGAAAACCAGGAGUUCCAGGAAAAGACGGUUUGGUGGGUCUGUCUGGUGCACCAGGCUUGAAAGGAGAAAAGGGUGAGAGAGGUCCUGCUGGAAUACCUGGAGAUAUGAGCGCCUCAGGAAUUCCCGGUCCUCCUGGAGCAGAUGGACCUCCUGGACCUCCUGGUCCACCUGGUCCUCCUGGUCCACCGGGAAUAUCGGGAGAAAUCGGACAAAGGGGAAAGAAAGGAGAAGCAGGACUUCCUGGAGUUGAUGGUCUUCCUGGACCACCGGGUCCCGCAGGCCCCCCUGGACCCCCCGGGAGUCAGGGUCAGACUGGACUUCCUGGAUUACCGGGAGAAAUCGGGUUCCCCGGGAAAGCCGGAGAGGCGGGAAAACCUGGUCUUCCCGGGAAGGAUGGCGUCGACGGUCAGCCUGGAAGUGACGGACAGAAAGGACCUCGAGGUGAACCGGGUCUGGACGGUUUCCCUGGAAACCCGGGUCCGAAGGGUGAUGAAGGACCUCCAGGACCACGAGGACCUCCAGGAGAAAGGGGUGAGGCGGGUCUCCCAGGUGAGGCAGGUGUGAUGGGACCUCGAGGAGAAAGAGGACUGCAGGGUGAGAGAGGAAAAGACGGAGAUGUGGGGCCGAAAGGGGAGAAAGGAGACAAGGGUGAAAUUGGACCCAGAGGACUUCCAGGAACCCCAGGAGACGCUAUGAUUCCCGAGCCUGGAGAGCCGGGAAAAACUGGAGAGAAAGGAGAGAAAGGAGAUCAGGGAAAACAGGGAGAAAUGGGCCCAAGAGGACUUCCUGGUGAGCAAGGCUUCAGAGGACAGCCUGGACUUCCGGGAGCUAAAGGAGACCAAGGGUCCCAGGGAGGUCCAGGCAAUAACGGAGAACCGGGUCCUCCCGGGCUGCCCGGCCCUCAGGGGCAACGAGGACUGCCUGGCAACGUGGGGAUUCCGGGCAGUAUCGGACCACCGGGAAUACCAGGACAGAGAGGAGAAAAGGGAGACCCUGGUAAAGAUGGUCCAGUAGGCCCCCCAGGUUUGACUGGAGAGCCAGGUCUAAGAGGUGAGGCAGGACCACCAGGGAAAGGCAAAGAAGGAGCAAAGGGGGAUGCAGGAUCACCAGGAAUGCCUGGAGCUCCAGGACAGAAGGGCCCACCAGGAAAUCCAGGAACGCAAGGGAUGCCAGGAGACAGAGGUCCUACAGGAGAGGGAACCACCGGACCAGCUGGACCACCAGGCCCACCUGGAUUAGUAGGAGCAGUGGGACCAAGAGGAGCAUCGGGUGUCCCGGGACCUCAAGGACCUUCUGGACACAACGGUUUACCAGGAAGACCUGGAGAUAAAGGAGCUCAGGGAGAGCCGGGUAAAGCUGCAGAUCUGUCUCAGUUAGACCUGAAGGGUGUUUGUUCAAACUGUCCACCUGGACCUUCUGGACCACCAGGAAUCCCAGGAGUUCCAGGAGAAAAAGGCCCUGCUGGACCGGCGGGGAAAAACGGACAGGAUGGAUACCAGGGUGCUCCCGGACCUGUCGGACCCCCAGGACCACCUGGAGCUGAGGGAAGCAAGGGUGAGAAAGGUGAACGAGGCUCCCCGGGAGCUGCUGGAGACAAAGGUGAAAAGGGACCCCCAGGGCCUCCUGGUUAUCCAGGUACAGCUGGAACAAUGGGUCAGCCUGGUAACGAUGGCAACCCUGGAGCCCCUGGUCCUCCUGGACCUCCUGGAGAAAAGGGUAAAGAGGGACUAAAAGGGAUUCAGGGUCCUCCUGGUCUGCCAGGUUUAAUGGGAAUGAUGGGUAAGCCUGGGAAAGACGGACAACCGGGAGAAGUGGGUGAGCCGGGCAAACAGGGAGAACCUGGAACACCAGGAAGAGAUGGACUCCGAGGUCUUCCUGGGUUUAAAGGUCACAGAGGAGAGCCUGGAGAACCAGGGUCGAAGGGUGAAGAAGGGAAGCCGGGUCCACCAGGACGGGAGGGUUCACCCGGGAAAGACGGCAUCAUGGGACCUCCGGGGCCUGAAGGUCACAGAGGACCGAGUGGACAACCGGGGAAACCUGGAGAUCCUGGACAACCCGGGAAAUCUGGACAGCCCGGACCGCCGGGUCUUCCAGGAGGAAGGGGUGAGACAGGAAACCCAGGGCUGCCCGGAUUCACAGGUCCAAAAGGACCAUCGGGUCCACCAGGUCCCAUCGGCCCCGAGGGCAAACAGGGCAUUCCGGGCAAACAGGGGGACAGAGGCUUCAAAGGAGAGAAGGGUGACAAUGGCAUCAAAGGUGACAAAGGCCCCACUGGUGAACCAGGAAUCCCUGGAAUCCCAGGACCUCCAGGCAGAAAGGGUCACACAGGUAUGAUGGGAAUGUCUGGACCUCCUGGAGAGAUGGGAACCUCUGGACCCCCAGGACCUCCUGGCCAGCCUGGUCUUCCAGGACAGAGGGGAGAAACUCCAUCUCUGGAAUCGAUACGCAGGUUAAUUCAAGAGGAACUCGCCAAAGAACUACAAGCCAAGAUGGCUUACCUCAUGGCCCAAAUUCAGCCCACACACGUAAAGAGCUCGGUUGGCCGUCCUGGUCCACCUGGACCUCCAGGAAAAGAAGGACAACCUGGAAGACAAGGUCCACCUGGAGAGCCUGGCAUGCCUGGCCAAAAUGGAGCAGAGGGACCCCGAGGUCCAACAGGUCCUAAAGGUGAAAGAGGUGCCAGAGGGGAGAAGGGAGAAAAUGGUGUUGGACAAAGGGGAGAGCCUGGUGCACCUGGUCUAAUGGGUCCAGCAGGAAUGCCUGGAGAGGGCAAAGACGGUCUUCCAGGAGCAACUGGACCUCAGGGUGAGUCUGGACAUCCAGGUCCUCAUGGACAACCUGGACCACCGGGACCUCCGGGUCAAUGUGACCCUUCUCAGUGUGCCUACUACGCCAGCCUGGCGUCACGACCUCACACGAAAAAUGUCAAGGGAACCUAAACCUACAGCUCGCCAGGACUAUUUAUGAACUUAUCAGAACCUAAAGCUCUUCCUGACAAGAUCCAGAGAGCUUCGGCUGGGGGGGAAGAUGAGACAUUUUUACUUUUUACGGAGUGUGUUUUAUGAGUGUGUGUCCUGCCGGUCAGAUAUUAUGGCUAAUUUGUUCGCUUGGUGGGAAUGGGGAGGGUUUGUACUGUAAGCUACGGGAGGGGAGUAAUUUAAAAUGUAGCUGAUUUUUUUUUAGAUCAGGGAAUUUCUCUCUGUUCAGAAGAUGAAUUGUCCUGUUUUCUUUCUUUUUUUUUAAUGCAACCUGCAAAGUCUUUAGGUGGAGAGACUUUACUAAUACCAGACAGAUAAAUUGAUGGUGAUAAAUUAGCCUCGGGUCUUCAAUCAGUGUGUGGAAUUGAUCCAUUGUUAAGAAGGUCUUUUUUUAGGAGCCUGUGUGUGUGUGUGUGUGUGUGAGGCAAUUAUCGAGCUAGGAGAUUUAUCUUGUGGAGUAGGAUCGAUUUGUGCUGGUCGGAAGUGUCACAGAGGAAGAAAAACACCGAAUAUAAUCUUCGCACGUUGCCUCUGAGAUCGUUCGCCCGUCGCUCCAAGACGGUUGAGCUUUGAUCAUUUUUCUGAAUAUAUUGUAUUCAAAAGUUUGUAAAUGUUUAUGAUGAACAAACCCAGUCUCGAUCCUGUAUCCAGCUAAUCAGAUGACUCCAUUUUUCUCCCAUGUAAGCAAGUUAGACUUGUUGGUCACUUCUGAUUCACUCUCUAAGAACAAAGAGGUUUUAAGAGCUUUCGGGCUAUUUACGCUACCAUGAUGAAGAGUGUGCGGUCAUUUCUGAUUACUUUUGUAUUAGCCACAAAAACAGAGAUUAUUAAAGGAUGUAUUUUACAGCACAAGUCCAAUGACUUCUAAAGAUUAUUUUCUUCAUCCUGCCCUCAUUUAUGCUUCAUAUUAUCCUUUCCAGACCUAAUUAUCCAUAUAACUUCAAAAGCUGUUGAUUGUAACUCCAGAACGUUUCCAGAUCGAAUCUCGAGAUUUCUACUAUGCUGGAGUGGAACUGCAUUUCUUUCUCCUUCGUAUUUUCUGAAGCAUCUUGAAGUCAGAUGCACCACAGUAUAUUUUGAUAUUAAUUCAAAAAUUUCUUAAAUUCAUUUUUUUGCUCAUCAAGAAAGGAAAUUUUUACAAUUAAAAAAGUUUUAAAAAGUAUUGAGGUGACAUUUUUAAGUCACAAAUGAGCAAACAUAAUAAAAACACACAUCGUCGAAUCCAAUCCCAGUCACACUGAAGUUAAGAUGAGUGAACUUAGCGAGUCAGCUAGCUGUAGCUAUCAAACCGGUGAUAUUAGCUAGCUAGAGCUAAUUUGCUGGCUAGUUAUUAAAUCUACACCUACAGCAUACAGAUAUAAAAUCCCUGUCAAAUGCUGUAGCUACUUUUCAUUCAAACAAAAUGACAUAAUUUCUGUAAAAAUUAGGGCGGAGUUAAGUCUGUCUCUAAGGAGAGAUGGGCAGAACGGGGAGACGUUAUUUAUAUCUCCGAGAUCAGACUGUCCUCACAGCACAAGUCUGCGCUUGCCUGAUCAAUCUAAUCCCCGAUGAUGAAAAAUGGCAAGCGCUAAUGAUGUGAUACGUUUCAGCAAGCUUUACACAUUUGCACAGUUAUGUAAAUGAAGUGCUUUCUCAAUUUUUAAGCAAGCCUAAUGUCUUGUAUUUUUUUCCCCCUCCUCUUCUGCUUCCUCCACAUCUGGUGUGCUGAUGUGUUUUUGUUUAGUUUUGUUGUUGUUUAAUGUUGAUAAUUCUUCGCCUUAAUCGCAGGUUGCAUUAAAUUAUUUUAAUGA
This is a messenger RNA of Hemibagrus wyckioides, 6931 nucleotides long. It is a transcript of the gene col22a1, whose product is annotated as collagen, type XXII, alpha 1. Bases 276 to 5102 code for a protein of 1608 amino acids. NCBI's taxonomy places the organism in Eukaryota, Metazoa, Chordata, Actinopteri, Siluriformes, Bagridae. The record is from RefSeq and is a predicted model, not a curated record. The transcript has 64 exons.